Molecule: messenger RNA, 1515 nt
Organism: Symbiodinium natans
Lineage: Eukaryota; Dinophyceae; Suessiales; Symbiodiniaceae
Source: the annotation of a GenBank genome assembly
AUGUUUAGGAUUGACCCGAUGAACUACGAGCUCAGCCGCAGGAUCCAAGCCUUCGAUGCCUUUAUCAGUCAUGACUGGCGUGCAACGCACAGCGGGAAGUUCCUGUGCUUGACCAUCAUUUUUAACUCGCCGGCCGCAGCCGUGGCCAGCUCGCUGGUCAGCAUUCUCCUGGGGAUCCUCGUGCUGUGCGAGGUGAUCGAUGAUGACCUCGCCCUGUUGUUGACCCCCAUCUGCCUGGCAACCUUCUACAUUGUUCUCUUCUCAUGGCAUUGGUUGCGAUGCCUCAUCCGGAGGCCCGUGAUGAUAUUCCUGGACAAGUUUUGUAUUGCACAGCAUAGCGAAGAGUUGAAGAUGAAGGGCAUUCUGGGCCUUGGUGCGUUCUUGCUUCAGUCGAAAAACCUUCUUGUUCUAUGGUCGCCACAGUACUUCAGCCGAUUGUGGUGCACGUAUGAGCUGGUGACCUUCCUCAAGGACAAGCCACGGCAAGAUGCGGUCACUUUCAUGCCAGUGAAGAUGAGUUACCUUCUCUUCCUGUUCUCAGCAUUCUGGCACGCGGUUGUGUUCAGUUACUACCUCUUGCAGGAGGUGCUGGACAUUGUCAUUGGUACGGAUGAGACAGAUGAUCUUUUUCUUAGCUACUUGCUGUUCCUGGUGGGAUGUCUAGCAUGUCUGGUGAUCCCUUUCGUGAACUACUUGGGCAUUGAGCUGAUGAGUGACUUGGAAAUCUUGCCCAAGCAGCUGGAAACCUUUCGAAUUCAAGAUGCGUCCUGCUUUUGCUGUUCGAACGGCCACACGCACCCGGUCACCGGUCGAAGUAUCCCAUGUGACCGCCAGCUGGUACAUGAAACGUUGUGCAAUUGGACAAACGGCCGUCCCGGGAUGCAGAAGGACACGGAGGCAACCUUGGAAUUCUUCAACGAUUUGGUGCAGCAGCGCCUGUCCCGGGUGGUGUUGCAGAGCCUGCGCGGGACCUUCCCCGCCAUGCAUGUGCUCUGCAUGACGUGCGUGUGCAACGUCCCGUUCAUUUCCGUGUACAUUGCCGCAGGCAUUCUGAAGAUGUUGGAGGGCGGCGAGGGCGAGGAGGGCGAGGAUGGGGAGGAUGGGGAGGAUGUGGGAGCUGGAGUGAUCCUUCGCGGCUUUUGCCAGGCAACAUAUCCUGUACUGGUCAUCCUGUUUGCAGCGAGGUUUUUUCAACCCCUCCUGAAGUUGGGGCUCUUUUUACAGAAGCUGGUGCCGCGAGCCGUUGCCUCGUGCCUGCUGGUGCCGGUAAUGCUCGCCUUCAGUAUCCUUACAUGGUUUCCGUUCGAGUAUACUCUGCAGCUCACCGAAGACGAGGAGGACAAAUUGCUACCAUUGAUUCCCUAUGCUGCACUGUUGCUGGCCACUGCGUUUGCCUACGCCCAUUGCCUUUGUGCCAACACGCGACCGACAGUUGAGGUCGGAUGCCAGGCCAGGAGUGAAGCCCGAGAAAAGGAUGAGGCUGCAGAAUCUGAAGACUCCACCGUUUCACUGUAG